Molecule: messenger RNA, 5483 nt
Organism: Phycodurus eques (leafy seadragon)
Lineage: Eukaryota; Metazoa; Chordata; Actinopteri; Syngnathiformes; Syngnathidae
Gene: pnpla6
Product: patatin-like phospholipase domain containing 6
Exons: 36
Coding region: 150-4172 (1340 amino acids)
Biological process (GO): phosphatidylcholine metabolic process
Cellular component (GO): endoplasmic reticulum
Molecular function (GO): phosphatidylcholine lysophospholipase A1 activity
Source: RefSeq, a predicted model, not a curated record
AGCAAUGCUUUUGAAUUGAAAUGUGUAUACAUAAUCGGAGUCGUUCUACUGAUCGAGAGUCGACCCUUUAGGAGAAGCGAGUGGUGCAAAGUACAUCUCAGCCUUCCCAGUCCUUUUAUGGAUCACCUCUAUGAAGAAACAGGGUUACAAUGGGACAGAGCACCUCGGAACAAGAGGUCCAAACAGAUGGCUCAGAGGACAAGUUUAAUGACAAGACAUUUGUGGAGGAGGAACUCCAGACCAGCAUGAUGAUGGGGAUCGUAAUUGGUGCUGGCGUCGCCAUAAUCCUCAUCGCCAUCCUCAUCUUCUUCAUCCUGCGGCGGAUCCACCUUCGAAAGCUAGAAGCACAGGAGGCUCCCAAGUAUCGCUUUCGUAAGAGGGACAAAGUCAUGUUCUAUGGGCGAAAGAUCAUGCGUAAAGUCUCCCAGUCUACCUCCUCCCUGGUGGGUACAUCCUCCUCCUCUCGACCGCGCCUGAAAAAGAAGCAGAAGAUGCUCAACAUUGCCAAAAAGAUCCUGCGCUUUAAGAAGGAAGUGCCUACAUUGCAGGCCAAGGAGCCUCCUCCCUCCGUACUGGAGGCAGAUCUUACUGAGUUUGACGUGGCCAACUCUCACCUUCCUUCUGAGGUGCUUUAUAUGCUUAAAAAUGUCCGUGUGCUGGGCCACUUUGAGAAGCCGCUCUUUCUAGAGCUCUGCAAGCAUAUGGUGUUUGUACAAUUCCAACAAGGGGAGUAUGUCUUCAGGCCGGGCCAGCCAGACAGCAGCAUCUACGUGGUUCAAGAUGGAAAACUAGAAUUGUGCCUUACUGGAACGGAUGGCAAAGAAAGUGUGGUGAAGGAGGUUUUCCCUGGAGACAGUGUCCACAGCCUCCUUAGCAUUCUGGAUGUCAUCACGGGCCACCAGAAACCUUACAGAACAGUGUCGGCACGGGCUGCUGAGGUUUCCACUGUUCUUCGUUUACCAGUAGAGGCCUUCCUGUCUAUAUUUGAGAAGUACCCUGAGAGCCUGGUGCGGGUAGUACAGAUUAUCAUGGUUCGUCUCCAGAGAGUAACAGUUUUAGCCCUGCACAACUACUUGGGCCUAACAAAUGAGCUCUUCAGCCAUGAAUUGCAUCCCUCACGUCAGCCCCCUCCGUCUCCUCACCCGACCCGCACCAGUCCCAUCCGCCACGGCAAGCGCUUUGGCAGCCUGACAGUGCCUGAGGAGCAACGCGAAGCUGCCAUAAAAGGUGAUUUGGUUGGAGAUCAAGCAAAGGAUGGAGCUACUCUUAGUAGGACCAUCUCCAUGCCUGUGGAUAUUGCUGGUAUACAGAAAGGUCUGAGAUCAGACUUUGACAUGGCAUAUGAAAGGGGACGGAUCUCUGUGUCUGCAGAGGAUGGCAACACCCCACCCAACUUUGCUCGGUCUGUUUCCCAGGACCACCGGGAGAGGAAGGUGACUGUGGAUGAGGUUCCUUCAGGGAUCUACCUGUAUCCAGAGGAAGAGACAGGAGUGGACAAUAGUUUCACAACUAUAACCUGUCGAUCAAGUUCAGCAUUGUUUGAGGAAGCUCAGAAAGAGGUCCUUAAGCUCAUGAGGAUUGAGGACCCCUCUCUGUUAAAUGGAAAAGUUACCUUACAUCAAGCUAAAGCUGGAGCUGUCUUGGCCAGACAGGGAGACCAGGACGUGAGUCUCCACUUUGUUCUGUCUGGUUGCCUGCAUGUCUAUCAGCGGAUGAUAAAUAAGCAAGAAGCCGUCUGCCUGUUUGUGACCCACCCAGGGGAGAUGGUGGGACAGCUCGCUGUGCUUACUGGCGAGCCUCUCAUUUUCACCAUUAAGGCCAUUCGAGACUGUACUUACCUCAAGAUAUCAAAAUCUGAUUUCUAUGAGAUUAUGAGGGAGCAGCCCAGUGUGGUGUUGAGUGCAGCACACACUGUGGCCAUCCGGAUGUCACCAUUUGUCAGACAGAUGGACUUUGCUAUUGACUGGAUGGCUGUGGAAGCAGGUAGAGCCCUCUACAGACAAGAUGAUAAGUCAGACUGCACAUAUAUUGUUCUGAAUGGACGUCUGCGUUCAGUCAUCCGUAAGGCAAAUGGCAAGAAAGAACUAGUGGGGGAAUAUGGAAGAGGAGAGCUCAUUGGAGUGGUGGAGGCGUUGACCAGACAGCCCAGAGCCACCACUGUGCAUGCUGUAAGAGACACUGAACUGGUCAAGCUGCCUGAGGGAACACUCAACAACAUCAAAAGAAGAUAUCCUCAGGUGGUGACGAGGUUGAUCCACUUAUUGGGCCAGAAAAUUCUGGGGAACCUUCAGCAGGGUCGAGGACCAUUCUCAGGCUCAACCCUGCGUCUGCCAAGUACGACUACCAGUGCUGAUGUAACCAACCCUGCCAGCAACCUCUCUACUGUGGCUGUGUUACCAGUAUGUGAUGAAGUGCCAAUCAAUGCGUUCAACUUGGAGCUUAGCCAUGCCCUCAGUGCCAUUGGGCCAACUUUGCUAUUGACCAGUGACAUAAUUAGAGAGCGACUUGGAGCAUCUGCUUUAGACAGCAUCUAUGAGUACCGCCUCUCCGGCUGGUUGGCCCAGCAGGAAGACAUCAAUCGAAUUGUCUUGUACCAGACAGACAACAGCAUGACCCCAUGGACUCAGCGCUGCAUUCGCCAGGCAGAUUGCAUCCUUAUUGUUGGCCUGGGAGACCAGGAACCGACCCUAGGAGAGUUGGAGCAGAUGCUGGAGAACACAGCAGUCCGUGCAUUGAAACAGCUCAUCCUUCUUCACAGAGAGGAUAGUCCAGGUCCUUCCAGGACAGUCGAGUGGCUUAACAUGCGUAGCUGGUGCUCAGGGCAUCUUCACCUUAAGUGCCCUCGCAGGGUCUUUUCCAGACGCAGCCCCAGCAAACUGAGAGACGUUUACGAAAAGGUUUUUGAGAAAACAGCAGAUAGACACAGUGAUUUUUCUCGGCUAGCCCGAGAGCUGACUGGUAACAGUAUAGCCCUUGUGCUGGGAGGAGGUGGAGCAAGAGGUUGUUCUCACGUGGGUUUAAUUAAAGCUAUGGAGGAAGCGGGGAUUCCCAUUGACAUUGUUGGCGGAACAUCUAUCGGAUCAUUCAUUGGAGCGCUGUACGCUGAGGAGAGAAGUGCUGUCAGAACCAAGCAGAGAGCCAGAGAGUGGUCAAAGGCCAUGAACUCGGUAUUCAAAACAGUCCUGGACCUGACCUAUCCCAUCACCUCCAUGUUCUCCGGCUCUGCAUUCAACACCAGCAUCUACAAAGUUUUUCAGGACAAGCAAGCUGAGGACUUGUGGCUGCCAUAUUUCAACGUCACUACAGAUAUCACAGCGUCCGCCAUGCGUGUUCACCAAGAUGGUUGCGUCUGGCGGUAUGUUAGAGCCAGCGCCUCCUACACCCCGUAUUUACCUCCCCUCUGCGACCCCAAGGAUGGCCACUUGCUUGUGGACGGUUGCUAUGUAAACAAUGUCCCAGCGGAUAUUGCGAGGAACAUGGGCGCCAAAACAGUCAUUGCCAUCGACGUGGGCAGCCAGGAUGAGACAGACCUCUGUAACUAUGGCGACUGUCUGUCUGGCUGGUGGUUGCUGUGGAAACGAAUCAAUCCCUGGGCUGAAAAAGUCAAGGUGCCAGAUAUGGCAGAGAUCCAGUCUCGACUGGCCUAUGUGUCUUGUGUGCGGCAAUUAGAGGUGGUCAAGAAGAGUGCUUAUUGCGAGUACAUUCGACCGCCCAUUGAUCGUUUCAAGACCAUGGACUUUGGCAAGUUUGAUGAGAUUUAUGAUGUGGGCUUCCAGCACGGUAAGCUGGUGUUCACUGGCUGGGCCCGAGGUGACAUCAUUGAAAACAUGCUGAGGGACCAUCGAUCGGCCGACUACAACGACAGCAAAAGAGUUGACUCUUGCACAUAUCAAGGAGCGGACUUCACAGAUCUUGCAGAGAUUGUAUCCCGGAUAGAGCCAGUCCAAAACUACGUUUCUGCUGAGGCGGAAGAGUCGGACUGUCUGACAGAAUAUGAGGAGGAUGGGAUGGACACUGUGAGAGAGGAGGAAGGGCAGGAGGAGGAAGAAGACCUAGAGGACCUGUCCCCUGGAGAGUGGGGACCAAAUGGAAUCUUCCAGACUGAUGAGGAGAAAUCUGUGAGGCAACGUAGGAAACUUACAAGUGACACCUCAGAAGUCUCUGACUGCUGACAACAAGCUGCAGCGGAAGAUUUUGAAGUGGCUCAUCAAGGGCCAAAAGAACAACAAACUCAAACAAUGUGCUCCACUCCAGAUUUUUCUGGAAAUGUUUUUUAUAAAUCUUGAAGUCAUCCCCUAAGCUGUCGCAGCACCUCUGACUUAACCGGAAGUGGCUUCUUCUUUCUGCCCCACGAGGAGUUAAGUGGAUUUUUCAAAGAUGGCUUUUAAGGGGGCCCUCUCACUUCACGUAGUCUGCUUCCUCAAACCCCAGAAGGACUCCAAUAACCAACCCCACACAGGAGGACCUUGCACACAACUGCAGUGUUUGGCUAAGGAAUGGCCAGAAAGACACUUCAAUGCAUGCCUCCAGAGUAUUUCUAUACACUGUGUGUGUCUGUGAUGCUUGAGUGUUGUAAUAGUACCAUGACACUGGAAGAAAAGGAAACUGCAGGAGGGAUGAAAUGUUGACAACUUGACAUUCCAAGUCACAUCAGGAAAGGUUGUAAGUAUUAGGAAGACGAUGGAUGAAAUGGAUAUUGAAAGUCAAAGAUGGGAAAGGGAUUUUAGAUUGUUUCGAAAUGUGUCUACAAGGAAGUUAAAAAAAAACGAGAUGGACACUCACUGGUCCAUCUCGUUUUUUAAAAAUUCAAUUUAUUUAAGACUAACGCACACUGGCAGCUCGCUUUUGGUAGUUUUAAGGGAAGAGGAGAGCGAAUGAAUGUGUGAUGGAACUUUGGAUUCAUUGAGCUGCUUUCAGUGAUCCGAGUGGUUUGGAUGCCAAAAUCCAGAUGUUCCAUGCCUGUGCCCCUUUUGUCACAAAGUCCGGUUUCAUUUUGAAGGUACAGCAACUCCCUGCAGCUUAUGGUCCUACUGUACUAGUAAAUCAAAAGCACCCUGAUUAAAACUGAUUAUCACCUCAUAUAACUGAAAUGAUAUGGACUACCUUGUGUUGAUAGUCAUGCGUUUAUGCGAGGUGUACAUUUCUAAUACUUAGUUGCUAAACCGACAUCCAAAGAAACGUGAUGUCAAACAAUUGUACAGUUUAUUUGACAGGUCUUGUUUUAUUUUUAUUUUUUUUUAAACUGAUUUAACGUUAUUAACUACUGAUUUUAAUUGAUGUAUUUUUGUGAAUUUCCUUAAAUGGUGAUGUGGGUUUUAAUUUGCUUUGAAUGGUAACUGAAAUAGUGACAAUAUUCCUUCCUCAUCAGAUGCUUUGUUUCGAUUCAUUAUUCACGUUGCGAUCCCAAAGCAGAAAACGCGAGAAGCUAAAGAUUAAGAGUGAUUUAAUAUGCACAUUGUAAAAUAAACAUGCAUAAUGCCAUA